CACAAAUUGAGCGCUGACACAUCGCCCCCCUCCAACCACAGCGGCGACAAACACAAACAUCGCCUGUCUGUGCUGCUUGUGUGUCUCGCGCUUCAAAAGCCACCGUUCCUUCCCCACAUCACCCUCAUCACCAUCACAACGCGGGCGGGGCGAUGGACGAGCAGUGUCAGGCGCUGGUUGCCCGUAUCAACGGGUGUUCCACUGCAACGCAGAUCAAGGCGCUGGAGGAUGCCGUGCGAGAUCUUGUGGCGCAACGGGAUGAUCAGCAAGCAAAGGAGAUUGUGCGCAUCUUCAAGGAACGCAAGGCUCGCCUUGUCAAGGGAACGCGGGUGGCGUCCGAAUCCAUGCAUGAGAAGGAUGUGUAUGACUUUGAGUCCGUACCUUGGGAAGAUGACAUGGAACUUGUGCGUGCCGUCGUGAUGGACUCUGCAAAAGCGAAUCCCACCAAUGCGAGCCGCACCCAAAGACAAGGCGCAGGCGCCGGCAGCAGCGGCGACACUGGCCAAGGCCAAAGCGGCCCCGAUGCGUCGGCGAUUGAGGAAAGCGAGGUUCGUGGCGCCUCAAACCCAAUGGACGAUUCCAUCACCGCUGCUCCGGCCACCACCCCAACCGACAUCUGGAACACCCUCUUCCACCGCAACGACUACCUUGCCAUCCUAAAGUCCAAGGCAUUGAUGGGCGUGUUGACCACGUGUCCGUUCCGCGGCGUCUGCUGGCGGUUGUUCCUGGGGUCCCUGCCGGAGAAUGUGGACGAGUGGGCGGCGUGCGUGCAGGCAUCGCGGCAGGAGUUUGAGGCCAUUCGCAAGCAGCACAUGGUUGACCCGCGCGCGAGCACGAUGCAAGAUCUCACCGUCAACAACCCGCUUUCCCAGGACGAGCAGAGCCCCUGGUUCCAGUUUUUCCAGGACGAGGAGCUGCGUGACGUCAUUGUCAGGGACGUGACACGAACGUUCCCGGAGGUUCGCUACUUCCACACGGACCGCGUGUACGACAUGAUGACCCAGAUCCUCUUCUGCUACAGCAAACUCAACCCAGACAUCAGCUAUCGGCAGGGGAUGCAUGAGCUGCUUGCGCCGAUUCUGAUGCUGCUGGACCAAGAGAGCAUCAGGGUUGACGAUGCAGACAUCCGCCCGGCUGAGAUGCAGGUUGUGCUGAAUCGCGCGUAUGUCGUACACGACGCCUUUGCCGCGUUUUCCAAACUCAUGGAGAAAAUGAAGCCUUUCUUCGAAAUUGAAAACCACCGCCACAACACAACAGCCACCGCCAGCAACAGCAGACACCGAGGCAGCAACACCAACGGCAGGCGCUCGCAGAACACGAGCAUGAGCAGCAGCGUGUCGUCGCGUCGCGGGCUCUCCCGGUCCACGUCUGCCAGGGACUGGAUCAGAACGAAGCACGCGCGAGACUUUCAGCCCGACCCAAACAACAGGGACGACGAUGAGGACGACGAUGAGGACGAUGGCAGUGAUAGCGGUGAUGGCAACAGCGGCGGUGGUGGUGCGGUGCAGAGGAGCGUCUCGAGUCCUCCCAAGGAUUCACCACUGAAGGAGAAAUUGAACAAGCUGCAGCACGAGCUCGUGAGACGCCACGAUCCGCAAUUGUUUGCGCGGUUGGAGGAGUUGCAAAUCCCUCCACAGGUCUUUGGCAUUCGAUGGAUCCGCCUGCUUUUCAGCCGCGAGUUUGCGUUUGAGUCCACGCUGGCGGUGUGGGACGCGCUCCUGGCGGACUUUGCUCUCCUCGACUACCUCUGCCUCGCCAUGCUCAUGUACAUCAGGGACUACGUGCUCGAGCACGACUACGUGGAGUCGCUGAGCAUCCUCAUGCGCUACCCAAAUGUGCAGGACGUGCAAUAUCUCAUCCAAAAGGCCCUCCACCUCAGGCAACCAAAGUCCUACCCUGAUCCCGCCGGGUGGGCAUAUGUUCCGAAACCAGCGGCCUCAACCGAGCCAGAAGACUCUUCGCUCCAAAACUACAUCUCCCAGGCAACAGAAUGGACCAUGGGUCUGGUUGACGCGUACCUGCCCCACUGGAUAUCGUCCCCCGCCGACGUGCCCCCGCAGCUCAAGAACAUGCGAUUCGCGCCAACCGUCCAGGACUUUAGACAGUUGGAGAUGCUGCGGGUGCAAGAGGCGCUUGUCCGGCUUGGCGAAGAAAUGGAGGAAACCAUGGAGGAAAUGGACGCCAACAUUACGCAAGACGGCCGCGUUCGUGACUCGGACAAAAUGUUCCUCCUCAACGUCCAGCUUCGAAAGGUGUGCCUGACGCUGCUUGGUCGUCUCCCGCUGGAGGCGCGAAACUUCCCGCGCGUCGCAACAAAGGAGGAAGAAUCCGCUCUUCCAGCACACCUCCAGCAAGACAAAACCGCCAGCUCAACAUCUCCACAGCCAUCAUCAUCAUCAGCCGCGGUGCCAUCAUCAUCGUCAUCAUCGUCAUCACGUGCGCGUCACAAGACCGCCAGCGGUCGGCAGCAGCGCAGCGACGCGAAUCGCAGGAGCAAAGUAUCGUCCUCCAAACCGUCCAAGUCUCGUGGCAGCGGUGGUGGCAGCGGAGGUGGAGGAUUCUUCCGCAUGGGUCGACAGGCAAAGCCUCCACCGGACAUUCCCAUUGAGGGCGGUAACGUGAUGCAACUGCCGGAGGUGGCGUUUGAGCCGCUGUCAGUCAUAGAGGGGCACAGGGAAGUCCUACGCGAGAACUUUGGCACGCGGUAUGAGGCGUUUACAGCAGACGCGGACACAGAGGACCCAUCACCGCUCUGGCUGGCGCUGGCCAGGCUUCCAGAUGACAGACACACGCACGCGUCCAUUGCCGUGAAGUCCAGCGGCAGUGAAGGUGUUGGUGUUGUUGAUGGUGAUUGGGGACAUGAUGGUAGUGCAAGUGGUGGCGACGGUAGUGGUGAUGGUGGAGACGAUGGCGUGACGCAGCAGUUGCAGGAGGAGCAGGGGGAGGAGGGGAGCGGUGAGGUGGAAGCUUUGGCGUCAACUAAAGCACAGCGAGAAGAUGAGAAAGAGGAAGAAGAGCAAGAAGAGGAUGGUGAUUUCAGCACCGACAGUGCAAAGAAUGGCGAAGCAGCAACGGCUGGAGGGAGCAAUGCUGGCGACAGCGAGGCGAUACGCACAUGUGGACCCAAUGUUGCGCAGGAACUCGCACUCGCACAACAGGACGACGACGAUGAUGAUGACGAUGGUGAUGGUGACGAUGAUGACGUGGCGGGAGGGGAGGCGAGUAGCGCUGAGAAGGACAGCACGGCCGCCACAAGCAACGACGAACAUCAGCAGCAGCAGCAGCAGCAGCAAGGUUUGGAUCGAAGCAGCGGUGAUGGUGAUGGCACCAGCAGUCCUGAUGGCGAUGGAGGAGCGGACCGUCCAUCCUCCAACGCUCCGUCCAGUUUGUCGGAAUCCGUUAUUGUCGUUAAUGCAGACGACAUUGAAGCACCAAUGUGAUUGUGUGUGUGAUAGUGUGUGUGUGUGUGCGUGUGUGUUCGUGUGCUUGCGUGUGUGUUGAUUGCAUGUCUUUCCCUUGUUGUUUGGCAUCUUGGCUGGAGUUUGUUUGAUAGGGACACUUGUUGGUGCAGCGUAGGGUUGAUCGUUGGUGGAAAGCACGCAAGUACACGAGAAUGAAUGAACAAAAAGACAAUGCAGA
This is a messenger RNA of Salpingoeca rosetta, 3639 nucleotides long. RefSeq lists its product as uncharacterized. Gene Ontology annotation, biological process: activation of GTPase activity. The coding region runs from base 153 to 3440 and encodes 1095 amino acids. The transcript is spliced from 18 exons. Gene Ontology annotation, molecular function: GTPase activator activity. Lineage: Eukaryota; Choanoflagellata; Craspedida; Salpingoecidae. The record is from RefSeq and is a predicted model, not a curated record.